This is a messenger RNA of Centruroides sculpturatus (bark scorpion), 4765 nucleotides long. Its product is annotated as pleckstrin homology domain-containing family D member 1-like. The transcript is spliced from 14 exons. The coding region runs from base 32 to 1510 and encodes 492 amino acids. Lineage: Eukaryota; Metazoa; Arthropoda; Arachnida; Scorpiones; Buthidae. The record is from RefSeq and is a predicted model, not a curated record.
GGUUGAGCGAAGUUGUUAUGGAGACGACGACAUGGGGGAUCGCGUAUCAGAAAACAGUAGCGUCGACGAGCAAUUUUUGAUUUCUACCAGGGUGCAGAUCAGCGGUGUGUUGAUGAAAAGACCCUUCGGACACCAAUCGAACAAAUGGUCCAAAAGGUUUUUUGUCAUCAAAGAUGGUUUUUUAUUGUAUUAUCCAGAAAAUGAAAAGAAAGCUUUUGAAAAAAGAGGAACUUUUAAUUUACAUCCGAAGGGAGUAAUUCCAUUAGGGGGAUGUUCUGUGGAAUCGGACACAAAUGGAAAUUAUUCUUAUAUAAUAAAUGUGUGUAGUGAAGAAUUCAGUUGUAAGCAAAUCUCACUUUUGGCUGAAACACGUUUGGAACAAGAAAAAUGGAUGGCAGCAUUGAAACAAGCCAGCAGAGUUACUUGGAAGAAUGCACAGUAUGAAGAAUCUCUAAUAAGAGAACUUGAAACUCAAGGUUUACAGUUGACUAAAGAAAAACAUAAUUAUGUUGAAAAACUUCAGGAAGAAGUUACAGCUUUAAGAAAUGAAAUGGAUAAAAAUGAGGAAUUAGAAAAGUUAACUUUAGAAUUAGAGAAAGAAAAAAGCAAACUGCAAGAAAUGAUUCAACAGUUAGAAAAAGAACAUAAAACAACUCAAAAAGAAUGUGAAGAAACUUCAGAAACAUUGAGGAGGCUGGAAGAUGAUAAAAAACAAUUACAACAAACUACAAACAUGCUGCAGUUAACUUUAGAAAAUCUUGCCGAAGAGAGAGAACGAACAAUUCAUCUUUUGAGGCAGAAGGAAGAAGAAACUCAAAAUCUUUAUGUUACGUCGGAAGAAUUACAAAAUGCUCUGAAGGGUAUCGAAGAAGAAACAAAAUUCAUAUUAGAUGAAAAAAAUGAAUUAGAACAGAGAUAUUUUGAAAUUCAAAUGUAUGCACAAAUGUUACAUGAAGAAAAGCAAAUAUUUAGUGAACAAGCAAAUCAAUUACUUGAUUCUCUAAAUGAACUUGCUUCUCAAAAACAACUAAUGGAAGCUGAAUUAAAAGAAGAAAUUCUAGCAAGAAUCUCAGCAGAAAAACGAUUAAAAAAUGCAGAGGAAUCUCUCUGUCAUUUAGAGCUCUUGUUAAAAAAUAGAACAAAUUCUGAAGACUCUAUAAUUACGGAAAUCAUGACUGACGUUAAGAAUUUAAAAAAAUAUUUUGAAGAUGUAGCAGAAGAAUGUAAACUGAAUGCAGAUAAGCCAAUGAUUAAAAUAAGGGAUGCUAUUUUGGCCAAAAAGAAUUGUGUUCAGAAAUCUCAAUUGUUAAAACUUGAAUUAGCCAAACAAGAAAAAGUGGCUUCCGAUGAUAAUAGAGACAGAUGUGCUCUCCAUCGAACUCAGUCCAUGCUAGUAAGUAAUAAAACACAAAAGAAGAUUCGAACUCUGAGGCGAACAAUGUCUACAAGAAAUUCCAGAGGAAUAUCUAUGCAAGAACUACAGAACAGUUUACCUACAAUGGAAGAAUAAUUUAUAUUAGAAGAAAAUGUUAUGGUACAGUUAUAAUUGCUAUAAUUUAUAUACUGUGUUCUCCCCAGAUUUUAAUUACACAUUGGUGCCUUGUACUUUGAAUUUAAUUUGUUCCAGGAGGUUCAAACUCUGAAUCAAUUUUCCCCAUUAGAAGUAAUGAAAGUGAACAAUCUGUUCCCAGAUCAUAAAUAAUAUCCAUUUUGAUAAACUUAAAACAGUAAAUACACAUAAUUUAAGAUAAAAAUAAUACAAUUAAAUGUCCUAAAAAAUAAAUAGAAAACAUAAAUACUAUAUAAUAAAAUAAAAAUUCCAUUUAUUGGUCCACAUUGUUGGCUUUGGCAUCUUAAACAUGGCUGCCAGAUCCACCAUGUGUACUGCUUUCACUCCAAUUGUCAAUUUCUAUAACCUUUUUCUUGGGCUUCAUUGCUUCCAUACACUUCUAGAUUCAAUAGUUAAUAAGUAGGAGUUAUACAGUAUAUAUAACCAAGCACACUAAAAAUAGAGCUAAAAAAUGCAUGAGAUGGCUUGGUUGCCAAUAGAUGACAUUUAUGCAGCAAGCACACUUUUUCACUGCAUAUACAAUUCAGACAAUUCUUUUUAUGCUCAGACUCCAAAUUGAAUUUCUCUCAGAUUUAGCAUUCAAACUUAAAAUCAUUUGAAGUUGAAGGUAUAUAUGUAUAUAUACCUUCAUAUAUGCAAUGUUAACUAUUUUGUUAUGUCAUAACUUUCACAUAAUACACAAUUAGCACGACGGCCAUGCACAAUUGAUUGCGCCGUUGCUAAUCUGAAUUCAAAUUUAAACCGAUUCAUUGUGGCAAAGGAUAGGACUUCCUUUUGUUGGUACUGAAUGAACUAAUUGUGAAUUGAACGAUAUGUUAGUAAAAACAAUUUUUGAUUUUGAAAAUUGUUCCACUUCUAAAGUGCAUAGAAAUUGGCUGUGUGAACCAACAAAAUCAUAAAGUCAAAUAAAAGUUAAGUUUGGUUCCUAUACAUGGGCAUAGCCAGAGUUUUGUUAUGGGGGCCUAGUAGAGGCCAACCUGACACAAAAUUGAAUUAUUUCAAAUUAUUGUUCAUUAAAAUGAAAAUUCCAUAAGAAUUGACAAUAACUUAACACACACAAAAUAUGAAACUUCCUGUAAUUGUUACAUUGGGCACAGGGAGCUGUUGACCUUUUUUUUAUUUUUUUUUUUUAGGAUUCAGAAUUUUCAGCCUCAAUCUUUUAUUUCUUUUUGCAAAUCGGCUCAACACUUUUUCGGCUGUGAUUUUCUGGGGUGGGCACCAGGUUAACUGGAGGCCGUGCCCCCAGGCUCCCUUGCUAUGCCCAUGUUCCUAUACACUAGUCUUUAAUGACUUGCAUUGUCUCCAAGUCAUUAGACACAAUCAUUAUACCACAUGAAUUCAAAUUUUAAAAUCAUAAAGUGCCUAUAUAUUUCUGGGGAGAAUGCCAAAUACAUUUUACCAAAAUAUUAGACUAAUACUAUUUAACAAAAUAGUACACCAUGUAUAAAAUUUCCAUAAGCAAGUUAUUGUACAUAUUCUAUUUUUAUAUAUUGUCAGAAUCCAAACACUUCAAAAGCUUUAAAAGUAUUUUUUAUAUCUGUAAUAAAUUUUAAUCUCUGCAAAAAAUAAACAAGAUUACUAUUUACUCUAUAAUAAUGUGCAUGUGUAUUUUAGAAUUAAAAUGUGCUGCAUUAAAUGUAAAUAUUGUAUUCAGAUUUGAUCAAAAUUAUGAGUUUUUUCAUAAAAAUCAUUUUGUAUAUAAAACUCAUGUUCUUAAUAUGAAAAAUUCAUUAAUAUAAUUCUUUUAGAAAGUACAAAUGAUUGAAAAAUAAUAAAAUUUGUGCAAUGCUCAUAUUAAAUAGAAUUUAGGUUGUGAGUAUGCAAGUUUUUGUAUAGUUACAUUCAAUUUGCUUGGAAGAUUAAUAUAAUUAAAAGAAGAGUUGUGAUGAAAAUUGCAUCAAAUAAUAUAUAAAUUUACAAACAGAACAGUAGGUAUUAAUACUUUUUUAUUUUCAGCACAUGUGCUACUUUUGAUACAGCUGUUUUUGUAUUUGUCUAUAAUUAAACAUUUACAAGGUAGAAUCCAAAAGUUCUGGAAUUGUUUCCAUAUGGAAACGUGCAUAUACUACAGUCAAGUGAUUCUUGGUUUAUGACAUAAAUCCUUGACCCGUUUAUUUGGUUUUGUCCAAAUGGAUCAAGUGAUCACUACAAUACAUGCAGGUAUUACAAGCAAGGAGCAGAAUGCUCAGUGAUUAGUGAAAUAUUGAGCAGCUGAUUAACAAAUUUUGUUUUUGUUUGUGCAAAGAUCCAAUGGAAACCUACAUGUUGAAGUAGGUUUAUGGUGAUAAAAACUUGCAGUCAAAGUUCUUCAGUUGGCAUCUACGGUUCAAGAAGGGCAGGGGAGAGGUCGAAGAGACAAACUGCGGGCAAACUGGUGACAGCUCUCGCCAACAAAAACAUUUUAAAGGUUGCAACACUGGUUGAACUGGAGACAUUGUGGAAGCACUUCUAGAACCCUCUUCAACCUCUACACCUACUGGCAGAAGUGUAUUGUUUUAGGGAGGCUUAUUUUGAAGGAAGAUAUAUUUCAGCAUUGUAACUAGAACUUUCAAAUGCUACCUCUUAUAUCUUAAGUGACGAUUAUUAUUAAUCUUUAUAGAGUUGUAGAUAAUCAAGUGAAAGAUGAUGAUAAUCAUUAUGCUGCACAAAAUUUGUCAGUCUGAAUGUUAUGAUAUGCAGUUUAGUUUUACUUUGCCAUUUAACAAAUUUAUUGAAACCACGUGACAACAAUUAUAAUUCUUCCAAGUAAUUUGAAGGUUACUAUAUAAAAUUAAUUUUAGAAUUUUGAAAUAUGCAAUUCAUGAUCUGUAAUAUAUAAUCAAGAAACUAAACGAAUAAAACUUGCCUUAAAUUUGCAAAAAAUGCAAAUAAUUCUCAAUGUUAAAAAGUAUCAAACAUAUUUCUUAUAAAAAUACUGAAAAAACUUAUAUCAAAAAUUAAAAUAAUAACUACGACAAAGAAAUUUAUAAAAAAUGUUGCAUUUUCUAAAAAUUAUAUUAUUAUUUAUAAUGAUAUUUUAAAUUAUGUUACAAUGCACUUUGUGAAUUUAAGCUGUUGAUUGCAUUUUCUCAUCAUCAGAAAGCAAAACAAAUUGAAAUGUAGUCUUCCCACAAUAUUUUAAAUUGAUUUUAUAAAUUGUUUAUUAAAUUUUAUUGUUUUUAUAAAAAAAAAGUGUAUACAUAAAUUGUGUGUACU